UGCACGUCUGGGCGGCGACCGGGUCCAGAACCGCGGCCCCGGGGGAGCGUCGAGGUCUCUGGACUUGAGCUGUGGGAUGUUAACAUUGUGCGCCGGGCGUCUGGACUUAGUGACCGCGAACCCUUCCUUCCUCCACCCACUCCCACCCCCGAGAAACUUCGUGAAUUCUCUGCCGUGCCUGUAAAAGAUCGUCGGAGAUUCGAUGAGCUUCUUUCUCGUGGUGUCAAUAACGGCCCUUCUACCAUGAACAGUUCCAGUCCUUCUACAGGUGUGUAUGCUAAUGGGAAUGACAACAAGAAAUUUAAAGGAGAUAGACCUCCCUCUUCGCCUUCCCGUGUUCUCCAUCUUCGAAAAAUUCCAUGUGAUGUCACUGAAGCGGAGGUCAUAUCUUUAGGUCUUCCGUUUGGCAAAGUAACUAACCUUUUGAUGUUGAAAGGAAAAAGCCAGGCUUUCUUAGAAAUGGCUUCUGAGGAAGCUGCUGUUACUAUGGUAAAUUAUUAUACUCCAGUUACCCCUCAUCUUCGAAGCCAGCCUGUUUAUAUUCAGUAUUCCAAUCACAGAGAACUUAAGACUGACAGUCUGCCUAAUCAAGCUAGAGCUCAAGCUGCACUGCAGGCUGUCAGUGCUGUCCAGUCAGGAAAUCUGGCCCUUCAUGGAGCUCCUUCAAAUGAAGCCACAGUCCUACCUGGGCAGAGUCCUGUACUCCGAAUAAUCAUUGAAAACCUCUUUUACCCUGUUACUCUGGAAGUUCUUCAUCAGAUAUUUUCUAAAUUUGGCACAGUCUUGAAGAUUAUCACCUUUACAAAGAAUAAUCAAUUUCAAGCGCUGCUUCAGUAUGCUGACCCAGUGAAUGCACAUUAUGCCAAAAUGGCUCUGGAUGGCCAGAAUAUCUAUAAUGCAUGCUGCACUCUGCGUAUUGACUUCUCCAAGCUCACCAGCCUUAAUGUGAAAUAUAAUAAUGACAAAAGCAGAGACUUCACUCGCUUAGACCUUCCUUCUGGUGAUGGCCAGCCAUCUCUUGAACCCCCCAUGGCUGCUGCUUUUGGUGCACCAGGUAUAAUAUCUUCACCAUAUGCAGGGCCUGCUGGAUUUGCCCCAGCCAUUGGAUUUCCUCAAGCCACAGGUCUGUCAGUCCCAGCUGUUCCUGGAGCCCUUGGUCCGCUUGCACUGACCUCCUCUGCUAUCACUGGAAGAAUGGCCAUUCCUGGGGCAAGUGGUGUACCAGGAAAUUCUGUUCUACUUGUCACCAAUCUCAAUCCUGAUCUUAUCACACCACAUGGACUUUUUAUCCUAUUUGGAGUAUAUGGUGAUGUACAUCGAGUGAAGAUAAUGUUUAAUAAAAAGGAAAAUGCCUUGAUUCAGAUGGCGGAUGCAAAUCAAGCCCAGCUAGCAAUGAACCAUCUAAGUGGUCAGAGACUUUAUGGAAAAGUGCUCCGUGCUACACUGUCCAAACACCAAACAGUUCAGCUUCCUCGAGAGGGACAAGAAGACCAAGGUCUGACUAAGGAUUUCAGCAAUAGUCCUUUGCAUCGCUUUAAAAAGCCUGGCUCUAAAAACUUCCAGAAUAUUUUUCCACCAUCAGCCACACUGCAUCUUUCCAACAUUCCCCCUUCUGUUACAAUGGAUGACCUGAAGAACCUUUUCACAGAGGCUGGAUGUUCAGUGAAGGCUUUUAAAUUCUUUCAGAAAGAUCGCAAAAUGGCACUCAUUCAGUUAGGAUCUGUGGAAGAAGCAAUCCAGGCCCUCAUUGAACUUCAUAAUCAUGAUCUUGGAGAAAAUCACCACCUCAGAGUUUCCUUCUCAAAAUCUACAAUCUGACUUUUCUGUGAAAUUUUCUCCUAAACUGGACCAUAAUGUCAGUAAAACCUUCAGACAUAGACUGAAGCUGCUGAAGACCAACUCUGCCUCUUUCACAAAAAUAACUGAGUUUGAUAUCAAGUAUAUUAAAAACAUGGGAUAUUCUUUUUCUUUUCUGUUUCCCCCUGCCAGUAUAUAAUCCAAAGUUUGUUUUCCUUUCUACCGUGGUUUCUAUGAAAGUAUACCUGUAGAAAAAAAUGUGUUUUCAGUAAUUCAAUUCCCCACAUUAAAAUCCAUUUUAAGAGGACAGACUUUAUUUUAGUUUGGGUCAGAUCAGCCUUGUACGACAUUUCUAAACUCCUUUGUACUUUGAGAGAUUUAAGCAUAUGGAUUUUUAAAUUACUUGAUGUAAGUAAUUUAAAUCACAACCAGGUUUUUAACUUUAAGAUUCAAAAGUCUGACCCCUGUAGGAAAUUAUGUUCACUUUUAAAUUAUGUCAGAUAUUUGCCAUGCAUUGAUGGUUGUUAGACAUAAACACGAGUUGUAUUGCAAGCAGAUUUAUAAGCAUGCCUGUUUUGUUUCUGUGAUUUCCUUUUUAACUCUUUGACACUCCUUUGAAUAAUGCAUUCUCUUUUUAAGACUAUUUGGAACAAUGAAGUGUCUCAGCUGUGCCCAGGGAAAUUUAAGUCAGAUCCAACUAAGAUAUAUUAAGAUGUCAGAAUAACUAAUAAUUUUAUUAGAAAAAUUAUGUCUUAAAUCUCAAAAUGACACUUUUUGUUGAGUAAUAUAAAUAUAAUAUUGGGAAAUUUUAAAAAAGUAAUCCUACUUAUAAACUACUUUUUUAUAAUUGUUUUCAGAAAAAAGUUUACAGUCUUAUGGAAAAUAUUCAGGUCUAUCAUAUGGUUUGACAGAUUUUUUAAAAGUUAUUUUUGGUAAGGUCUUCUUUUAGAAAAAAAAUCUCAAGGGUUUUUUGUACCACUAUAAUCUCUAAUACUUAUUCAGAAUUACUGUGUACUUAAUUUCUUAUUAUGUGCCUUAUUAUGUGCUUAAGAUGUAAUAGGUUAGAGUUUUAUCUAAAUAUCUUGAAAGCUAUAUUGUGGGCUUGGUGAGCAUUUUGUUUUCUCUUUCUUUUGGUAAGGAUUUAAAAAGGGUUUUUCAUUGCAAUUUUAAAUGGUUUUCAAUAAGUAAUAGUUUUUAUUCCAAUUUUUGGUGCUUUGGUACAGAGAUGGGGUAGGGAAGGGUGAAUAGUUUUCAGAAUACUCAGUGCACACUUGUAGGCCUCUACGUUGUGACUGGUAGCAGUUGUUGCCAGUUAUCACAUACCAGUUUGGGGCUGUAGAAUGCAAUGUUUCUGGUUUUUGUCUAAUCUUUAUUGCCCAUCAGAAUUUGUCUCAGGAUUACUUGGUUCUUCUCAGUACUCAAGUGAGAACUUGGCUUUUCUUUGUUAACAUAAUUUACUAAGUGCUCACAUAUUAGAGUAUGAGAAGGUGGGUUAUUUUUUAUACUCUGUUCCUUUUUCUCUUUUUGGUUGAAUGUAAGAGUGCAUUUUAAUGUUGCUUCAGUGAUUGUAUAUUGUAAAAUUAUUUCUUUUUAAUAAGAAACUGCUUUUGUUAAUUAUUCCUUCAGUGCUUGAUUAGAUUUUUUUUAAAGCAGGAUUUAUCAAAAGGAUCAACUUUAUCCACCUGUUUUACACUUUUUGUAUUUUUUAAGUGGCUCAUCUCAACUUUAAAAAGAAUAUCUCAGUCUUUCUGCUGUAUUCUAACCAUUAAUUUGAACAUAGGGAGGUUUUUUAAUAAAAAAAUUGCAAAAAAGAUUAGAGAUUGAAAGACAUAAAAUCAAAAUUCACUCAACACCAAGUAACAGUUAGUUGGUAGAAUAGGAAAGAUGACAAUAAGUUGAGACCUUUCAAAUGAUCAGUUUAGUAUUGGCUGAAUACAUAGGUAUAAUCAUUUACCUAAUUGGGUUUUUUUUUCCUUCCGCUUUGAAAUAUACUUUUACCUACACGAUGAGUAGGGAAAGGGGAAAAAAAUUGAGACCUCCCUAAAUUUGCUGUUUUUUUCUUCUACACAGGCACUGUUAAUAAUUUUCAGUGGCAUGUUAAAUUGGAUUACUUCAUUUGCUUUAAGAAUUACUGUGUAAUUUAUUAAUUCAUGAUUCUUAUAACAUCCAGCAUAAGUGUAGCAAAAGUUACUGAUAUCAGAAGGUAAAUCAUAAUAGUGUUGAAUGUAAUUUUGAAGUAGGAGAUGGCCUUUAAGACUGAGAGAGAACAUUUGAAUCCUUUUCAGGGAUUUGUGUAGAUAAGUGUGUGUGUGUCUGUUUGCGCUUGUGUGUGUAUAUAGAUCUGUAUAUACAUACAUG
Messenger RNA from Fukomys damarensis (Damara mole-rat), 4155 nucleotides. RefSeq names its product polypyrimidine tract binding protein 3 (gene Ptbp3). Gene Ontology annotation, molecular function: mRNA binding. Gene Ontology annotation, biological process: mRNA processing; regulation of RNA splicing. The coding region runs from base 244 to 1818 and encodes 524 amino acids. The transcript has 14 exons. Lineage: Eukaryota; Metazoa; Chordata; Mammalia; Rodentia; Bathyergidae. Gene Ontology annotation, cellular component: nucleus. The record is from RefSeq and is a predicted model, not a curated record.